AUGGUCGGUAUAAACCGAUUUCCGACCCGUUCCAGCAGAGCAAAAUCCUCCGUACAGAGCUCACAAUGCCGGCUCGGAUCCCUCCACGCUUCCCGCCACGCUCAUCCUCCUUCUACCAGCGUAGCUCCGCCCAGUCGCACGUGCACGUCCGCUGCUACGUCAUCGCAGCCGCUCUUCUAA
Molecule: messenger RNA, 180 nt
Organism: Pelobates cultripes (western spadefoot toad)
Lineage: Eukaryota; Metazoa; Chordata; Amphibia; Anura; Pelobatidae
Source: the annotation of a GenBank genome assembly